This is a messenger RNA of Effrenium voratum, 1237 nucleotides long. The record is from the annotation of a GenBank genome assembly. NCBI's taxonomy places the organism in Eukaryota, Dinophyceae, Suessiales, Symbiodiniaceae.
GUUUCAGGAUCAGAUCCAGAAGGUGGAGGUGGUGAAGCCUCAGAUCGUCCAUAGGACCGUCCAAAGAAAGAAGCCCAUCAUCCAAGAGAACAUCACGGAAGUGCCGCAGGUGAUCAUCGAGCAUGUGCCUGUGGAGAAGGUGGUCAGAAAGUCGGUGGAGGUGCCGCAGAUCCAAUACGUGGACAAGAUUGUGGAUGUGCCUGUGACCAAGCACCACCACGUCCCAGUGGUCCAGAAGGUGCCGAAGAUUGUGGAGGUGCCAACUCUGGAGUUCGUGGAUUUCCACGUGCAUGUGCCAGUCACCUCGCAUCGGCACGUGCCGGUGGUGCAGACCAUUCAGAAGCACGUGGAAGUGCCGGUAGUGCACUACGAGGAUGAGAUCGUCCAAGUGCCGGUGCAAAAGCAGGUGCACGUGCCGGUGGUCACGAAGGUGCCCAAGACUGUUCCUGUGGAGCAGGUGGAGUACGUGGACCAUCAUGUUCAUGUGCCCAUCCACCGUCACCGACACGUUACGGUGGAGAACCGCAUGCAAAGAACUGUGGAGGUGCCUCAGAUCGAGUACGUGGAUCGGGUGGUGCAGGUGCCCGUGCAAAAGCACGUCCAGGUGCCCCAGGUGGUCACCGUGGACCGCCCAGUGGAGGUGCCGCAGAUCCAGUACAUCGACCGGGACGUGGAGGUGCCGGUGCCAGUGCACCGCCACGUGCCCAUGGUCCAAAAGAUCCCCAAGCACGUGGAGGUGCCGGUGGUGGAAACGGUGGAGAAGGUCAUCGAUGUCCCCGUGGUGAAUCAGGUGGAUGUGCCGCAGAUUCAAACGGUGGAGAAGGUGGUCGAGGCGCCGUCCCCAUCGUGCAGCACGUGCAGAAGGUGGUGGAGAUCCCCGUGGCCGGGGACACCGUGCCCGGCGCGCAGCAGCGCAGCGCCGUGGAUCUGCCGCCCUUGCGCCAGAAGGCCGCGCCCGAGGUGCGGUCGGAGGUGGUGCAAGGCCCGGAUUUGCCCAUGGAGGUGGUGCGGGGCCUGGUGACCUCCCACACGGGCCACGCGGGCAGCGGCACGGGGCACCUCAGCAGCCGCCUGGGGUCCACCCAGCUGCCCCCCGCCUCCAGCAGCGGCAGCUGCAGCCUCACGGCGCCGUUGCAGAGAGCACACAGUCACGUCAGUUAUGGUAGCCAUGCCAGCCACGGUAGCACCAUCGGGGGCGCGCCAAGCGUGUCGUAUCCCCCCGAAAGAUAGCCAGGGG